Messenger RNA from Clarias gariepinus (North African catfish), 852 nucleotides. RefSeq names its product tripartite motif-containing protein 16-like protein. Gene Ontology annotation, molecular function: protein binding. Lineage: Eukaryota; Metazoa; Chordata; Actinopteri; Siluriformes; Clariidae. The transcript has 3 exons. The record is from RefSeq and is a predicted model, not a curated record. The annotation marks the transcript as partial.
CUAUUUGUUGGACCAGACUUUCUGACAUCCAGCAUCAGGGUCCAUCAACAUCUCUCAUUUGAUGGAGUGAGGAAUUCUCUCUCAGAUCUGAAGAAGAGACUCGAGGAAUUCUGUGAGGAGGAAUUCAACAAAAUCUCUCCACAUGCUGCAGCAGUUCAGAUCUUUACGCUAGCACCACAAAGCAGAGAAGAUUUCCUGAAAUAUUUCUGUUAUCUGACUCUGGAUCCCAACACGGCACAUCGUAAACUCACUCUGUCUGAGAAGAACAGAGAGGUGAGAGACAGUGGAAAAGAGCAUCAGUACUCUGAUCAUCCAGAGAGAUUUGACAGCUUAUUUCAGGUGUUGUGUAAGGAGAGUGUGUGUGGACGCUGUUACUGGGAGGUGGAGUGGAGCGGUACUUAUGUGUACAUAUCAGUCUCAUAUAAAGACAUCAGUAGGAAAGGACAGGGUGAUGAGUGUGGGUUUGGACGCAACAAUCAGUCCUGGAGUUUGGACUGUCGUUCUUCUUCUCUCUCUUUCUAUCACAACAACAUUAAGACUGAUCUCAGAGCUCCAUCAUCCUCCAGAAUAGGAGUGUAUGUGGAUCACAGUGCAGGAACUUUGUCCUUCUACAGCGUCUCUGACACAAUGAAGCUCCUCCACAGAGUCCACACCACAUUCACUCAGCCUCUGUACGCUGGGUUUGGGCUCUACACGAGCUUUGGGCUUUACAGGUGGCCUGACUCUACUGUAAGAUUGUGUGAUCCAGAAUAAAGUGUGUAGUGUUUUGUGUAAAAUUCCUGCACAUUGUCACAUUGUUGCUCAGUCAUCUGUCUCACUAACACACAAUCCAGCUGCACAAACAGCUCAGUA